GUUGGCAAGAGAAGCAGCAAAUGCGAGGAAACAAGAAGAGCUUCGGUUAGAACAAGAACGUCGUGAGAAAGCAGCCAAGAAUUCUUAUGAUUCAAUCUUUGAUGAGGCCAAUAUGCGUAGUAAUUAUCAAAAUGUAGCUGAUGGUGAAGAAGUUGAUUUAGAAGAAGAUUUCAUGUAA
Molecule: messenger RNA, 178 nt
Organism: Racocetra persica
Lineage: Eukaryota; Fungi; Glomeromycota; Glomeromycetes; Diversisporales; Gigasporaceae
Source: the annotation of a GenBank genome assembly